This is a messenger RNA of Symbiodinium natans, 324 nucleotides long. The record is from the annotation of a GenBank genome assembly. NCBI's taxonomy places the organism in Eukaryota, Dinophyceae, Suessiales, Symbiodiniaceae.
AUGGCCAACUUAGAUAUCUCCGAUGACCCUGUAGCUCGAGCCAGCUCAAGCAGCGCCACUGCUGCUGCGGCUUCGCCAAGCUCUCAGAUCAUGCACAGGCAGGCAUGGUCUCUGUAUCGUCACUGCGCUAUCUCUGCGCGAUCAUCCCCUUCCAACUGCGAGCUCAACACAAGGACUCGUCUUCGCGGCGUAACGGCAGACUCUGUACAAGAAACCUAUAUGAAGGGCAAGCUGUCACGAGGGCCAUGCUGCCCCUCGAGGCAUUUCUCCGCCGGCAUCGACCGGGGCAAAGCUCCGUCCGUGAGAGGUAUCCUAGGGGAAUAA